Molecule: messenger RNA, 1457 nt
Organism: Taeniopygia guttata (zebra finch)
Lineage: Eukaryota; Metazoa; Chordata; Aves; Passeriformes; Estrildidae
Source: RefSeq, a predicted model, not a curated record
UGUGCUGUAAUUGAGAUGCUACAACUCGGUCUUGAUGGCUGUUCCUGUAACUGUUUUUCACAGGGAAAGAUUGUUUGCACUUCCAGGUUUCUAAGCCCCUUUACAGGUCCCAGGCAAACCUUGCUGUUAAGAAGCAGGCCAGCUGUUGACCUAGAACUUGAGGAAGAUGGAAAUCUCCCUGCCAUCCAUAAAAUCCGUGCUAAUCAGUUUAUAAGAAGGAGGUCAGCAGCCUGGAAGAUGGAAACACAAAAUUCAGGUCGACUUUACUUGGUUGAUACAGUAGCAGGAGAUCCAGAGGUUCUGCAAGCAGAUGCUGAAACAUACUAUGAAAAACUCUUGAAGAAGUCACUAUCCAGUCCUGAUGUUUUUUGCAUCCCUGGAAGAGGAGAGGUUAAACUUGAAGAUUCCUGUGUGUGUUUUGUCCCUCUCUACCGAAAUAAUCCUACUUGCAAACUGCUGCUGUUAACUGAGCCAAAGGAUAAAGAGACAGUUUUGGCAGUUUAUCUGAGCCAGCGUUGGUGGCCUGUGGAAGAUGUUGUGAAGACAGCUGAUCCUGCUAGAGAUGGGCUCAUUUUGGUCCAGACAUUUGGAGAAAGGAUUGUCCUCUUUGUUCUGAACUGCAUUAUUUUUGGAAUGCUGGAAGGGAGUUCAGCUAAUGAUGCAUUCUUUUUACCUCACUCUGCCACCGAGUGUGCCAAGAUACUCUGGAGAAACGGCGAGGCUGCUGCCUUUUACUCGGUCAAGAUGAAAGGGAGCCUGUGUGGUGAUACAACCAGUCAGUGUUACCUGCUGCCAGUUUUGGAUACUAUAUUUGUCCAGAGAAAGUACAGAAGAAGUGGCCUAGGGAUGAAAAUGUUGCAUAAUUUCUGUCAGUCUUUCCUGGCUGAGGAUGCCUUGGGGAUCAGCUGCCCUAUUUCUGCUGCCAUGUAUCAAGUAUGCCAGAAAUUCCUGCAGGCUCAUCCUGAGGAGCAGAAGCGACUGUGGGAAGUGGAAGCACCAGGAGAUUGGGGCCAGCGAGUGAAUGUCUGGUUGAAAAUUCAGAUGGAGUCAUCCCCUAGAGGAAAGGCUGAAGUGGGCUCUUGUAUGGAGAAGACUCCAACUACCAAACCCAGACAAUCGGACCAGAUGAAUAAGGGUGUUGACUGCUUUCCUGGAGUUGGGCAAGUGGGAGGAGAUGCCAUGGAGAAAAAAGAUGACACAACAGCAGCAGGGACUCUAAACUCACAAGGUCCUGAAGAGGAGGACUUGGAACAAAGUGCAGGCAAUUCUCAAAAACAUAAAGGACUCAGGAAAAGAGAAGGUCCUGGGGACUUAGUUGGAGACAAGGCCACUAAACAAUUUAAAACUACACCAUAAUUGCUAUUUCAGAAAUCAGCAAAAUUCAGUAUGAUCUUAAAAAUUGUAAUUGACUGUUCCUAAUUUGUAACAGUGAAUAAAUUUCUCCAGGUAUGAUGAAA